Salmo salar (Atlantic salmon) is the source of this 7757-nucleotide messenger RNA. RefSeq names its product alpha-protein kinase 3. Gene Ontology annotation, biological process: cardiac muscle cell development; protein phosphorylation. The record is from RefSeq and is a predicted model, not a curated record. Lineage: Eukaryota; Metazoa; Chordata; Actinopteri; Salmoniformes; Salmonidae. Gene Ontology annotation, molecular function: protein serine/threonine kinase activity; ATP binding. Gene Ontology annotation, cellular component: nucleus.
GCGCAGUCACCCAUUGGGCCACAUGAAAGACCCUCUGCUGUUUUAGAGGGCACGUUUUCCAAUGGUAACCAAGUCACAAACUUGUGGUGGCCUAACUUGCUUAACCCAAUUCGUAACAUUUGGAGGACAACCAACUCUUAGAUGGCCUUGUGGCUUCUGACUAAGCAUUGUUCCAUAUGGAUUUAUCUCCUCCACAAUGCUGGAACGGAUAUCAUCAAAACUCUUUUCUACGCAUUCUGUCCCAAAUGGAGUUUUCCUUGUGGUGGUGGGGUAUUGUACUUAAAAUGGUUCGAAGGCUAGUUUUGGAAAAUGUGAUGUGCUCUUGUGCCUAUUUGUAGGCCUGCUAUAAAUAGGUUUGGCAGGGUACGCAUGCUCAUGUUUGAUUGGAAAUUGCACAGUGCCUUGAGCCGGAGAGAGUGGUGGGUCCUUAUACAAAGAGACAAAAGGAAAGCUAUGAAUGCUGCUAUCGCCCAGAUUUAGACCAUAACAGAUUACAGCCACAGAAAACCUCAUUUGUUUGGUGGGUGUACAUCAUCAUCUGCUGCCUUCUCUGAGGAAGUUUCGCCUGGGAAUUUAAGUUUGAAAGAGAAACUCUAUCUGUUGGAGAAUGAGUUCCAGGAGGCUGAUGACACGCUCCUACUCUGCGGGGGACGGGAGGUUCAGCUCCCACAAUGGAGAUGAUGUCAUAGGGAGUAGCAGAGCCAGCAGCCGCAGCUAUCUCUCUGAUGUCAGGCCUGAAAACAGCUACUCCAGUCACAGCUAUUCUCAAUACAGGCCAUCAAGGAGCACACUACAUUGUGUUAUGGCACAUUUAACGGAGGAGACCCAGCCAACCUUUGAGACGACAUUAAAGUCAAGAGCCGUAUCUGAAACCUGUAGCAUCAAGUUCACCUGUGAGGUGUCAGGUCACCCCGCUCCAGAAGUGACAUGGUAUAAAGAUGAUUUACAAUUGGACAGAUACUGUGGACUACCUAAAUACAACAUUUCCCGCAAUGGACAAAACCAUUCACUGCACAUUUACAAUUGCACUAUGGAGGAUGCAGCCAUCUACCAGGCGUCAGCCAGGAACAACAAAGGCAUUGUGUCCUGCUCUGGAGUUCUUGAAGUGGGGACAAUGAGUGAAUACAAGAUCCACCAGCAGUACUUCGCCAAGAUCAAACUGAAGGCCGAAAACAAACGCAGAGAGCUGGAGGAGCCCAAGCCGUGGCACAAGGAGAACCACGGGUCUCCUGGUAGUCGGCAGGAGACACUGAGGACCAUCAGUCCAGACCGGUCCCAGAGGAAGCGACGGUCCUCCAUGGACCCCAGCCUCAGUGCCCCCAGCUUUAUGGAGGAUGAAGUGGUUGAGGAGAGCACUCAGGCUCAUGCUGGGGAGGCAGAGGCUAGGCUACAGGACACACCUGUGGUGGGAGAAGAAAAACGGGAAACUAACAGGGCUGGGUCUUCGAAUGUCAAUGGACAGGCAGCCAUUACAGAAAAUAGCAGCAACAAAGGCCAGACGUAUGUUUACGAUUCAGUGCAGAAGUCUUUUGCUCCACACACACCAAAAGCAUCACUGGCCAAGAAGAAGAUAAAGAUCUCCAAUGGAGAGGAUAGUGGGAUGACGGCUGAUAGCCAAGCAGGGAAGAAGCCUGAGGAGAGAGUGAUGAGUGAAGAAGGAGAGGUCAGUGUGACAUGCUGUCUGGUUGAGUCCUCACCCUCACUGGGGUCAUCAGAAGAGGCCCUGGAAGUAGAGAGUGCUGUUGAAACUUCAGCCUCAAAGACAGAGAGUGGAAAAUACAUGAAUCAGUCUGAGAGAGCCCCACUGAACAACACAGUGUCAGUAAUGGAAGAAGUGAAGGUCCAAGUGAAGGAGAAAGUACCUGUACAAACCCCACCACACAACGGAGAGCCUAGCAUCCUGUCUACUUCUACUGGGCACCUCUCUACAGGGGAAACCAUCUCAGGGAAUAAGAGUCAGAAUGCUGGAGUGGCUCAGGUGACCCAAAAGGUUGAAAAUAACAAUAUUAUGGGGAGUCAGAGUACAGUUCCUCCUGUCACCUCAUCACAAUCAUGUCCUUCAGCUAAACUAAAACCACAACCAAGUCCUUCAGCUAAAAUAAAACCACAACCAAGUCCUUCAGCUAAAAUAAAACCACAACUAAGUCCUCCUUCAGCGAAAUCACAACCACAACCACGUCAACCAAGUCCUCAUUCUGUGACGUCACAACCACAACCAAGCCCUUCAGCAAAACCACAGCCACAACCAAAUCCUCCUUCUGCGAAACUACAACCACAACCACGUGAAUCAAGCCCUUCAGUAAAAUCACAACUAGGUCCCUCAGUAACACCACAACCACAACCAGAUCCUCCUUCUGGGAACCUACAACCACAACCACGUCAAUCAAGUCCUUCAGUAAAACUACAACCAGGUCCCUCAGUAACACCACAACCACAACCAGAUCCUCCUUCUGGGAACCUACAACCACGUCAAUCAAGUCCUUCAGUAAAACUACAACCAGGUCCCUCAGUAACACCACAAUCACAACCAGAUCCUCCUUCUGGGAAACUACAACCACAAAUACGUCAACCAAGUCCUUCAGAGAAACUCCAAGCAAGUCCUUAUGCGAAACCACAACCACAACAGAGUCCUUCUGCGAAACUACAACCACAACCACGUCAACCAAGUCCUUCAAUGAAAUUACAACCACAACCACGUCAACCAAGUCCUUCAAUGAAAUUACAACCACAACCACGUCAACCAAGUCCUUCCCCGAAUCUACAACCACAACCAAGUUCCUCUGUCACACCAGUAACAACUCCACAGGAGUUGAGCAACACACCAGAGGACAUUAAAACCCAUCAAAACAACGUAACAGACAAUAAGCCUUCUGUCCUGGAACACCUAAACAGCACCACUACUCCCCUAAAAGGUCAAAUCGAAUGCCCGGGGAAGGAUUCAGCAUCAGUGCUUGAGGUGCUAAACUCAGAUACUUAUUCCAUCCAUGGAACUGGAACUGCAGUUGAAGUUGCUGGGGAAUCAGUGGAGUCAGUACUAACAUCAACCUGUAAGAGCAGCGAGGCGGUCUCUGCCUUGCCUCAGCGUCUGUGUGAACAGUCAGGAGAUCAGCUGUCUGUGGAUGAAACAAGCACGUGCCUAAAGAAUGUGUCUUUGUCUCGGCUGCCUGCGCAGCUGGAUGGGGAGGUUACACAGAACCACAGACAGACAGAGAGAGAGUGGAAUGGAACACCUGUCGGGCAAGAACCUGUAAUACUAACCAUCCGGAGAAAGCUGGACGGACAAUCACCUUCGCCACGACAACGUUCUCCAUCAUCAUCGGACAGAGAAGUCACAGCAAAUGCCAACAAACGGUCUCCUACUUUGCACAAUCCUCCGAGCCAAUCGGCCUCUGACAAAAUGACGCAGGGCACACAGGAUCAUUCCAGGGGAUCAAAUGAGAGCCAUACAUUACCUUUUACAGAGCCACUAAAGUCACCCCUGGAAAGCCCGGGUGUUAGUGAGAAAACCUUGGGGUGUACUGUUUCCUCAGUAGGCCAGCAAGGCCAAGUUGAGAUAGCUAUAAAAACUGUUGGUGAGACAGAAAUACAAGUUGAAGUACAGGGUAAUAAUUUGGCUGAGUUACAUGCACAGGGAGGCAGUUAUGAGAGAAGAGCUGACAUGGAAACUGUUUAUGAUGUUAGCAAAGUUCAGGAAGGUGAAAUUGAAAGACUUACGAAAGCACCUGAAAAGAAAACCGUUGAAAGUAUAGCAGUGUCUGUAUGGGAUGAGAAGAGUAUACCUUUGUUGAAGAUAGCAGAAUGCCAAGAUCUUUCUCUAAAACCCCGCUUUCAGCCUAUUAUUCCAGAUACAUCACAGACGGUUGGCACAACAACAAGUGUCCCAAACACAAACAUCUCAGAGCCACAAACAAAAGCCCCAACACCUGUAGCCAAAGUAAUGUCUAUUGCCGAGCUUUUAAGGUCACAAAUGGAGAAAAGUGCCCCUACAGCAGUAAGUCCAGUGCCACCCAUUUCAGAUGCACCCAUUUCAGUGGCACCUAUUUCAGUAGCUACCAUUUCAAUGCCCCUUGUACAAAGUCUAAACACAGACCAACAACCUAAAUGUCCCCCAUCAACUGACAUACAGGAUGUGAGAAUGCAAAGUCCAGAGUUGAGGAUGGAUGAGACAGAAUACAGGCAGGAACCUGAGAAAGACACUUGUAAGAAGGAAACCGAUACGUCUGUCGGUUCUAUUUCAGCUUCAAAUGCACAAUAUAGAUUUAAUACCUCUGAACCAGAACGAGUUGAGUCCCCCAUAGUUAGUCCUAUGACUGAAGCCUCACCUAAAGCUUUUGUAAUUCCUCCUAUCUCUAUUGUUGACAUGGAUGGCACUUUGGAGAACAGUAAUCCUCCUGUAUGUAUAGUAACGGACAUUGAAAGUGUCAUGGAUACAGACCAGGAGCAUCUUUUGGAUCAUAAUGCUGAUAUUAGUCUGGCUGCGAAUAAGGAUGGUCAAAAGGAGUCUUCUCUUGUUACUCCAGAGCAGAAGUCCUUGGACAUUACAGUUCCUCCUACAUCCAUCUCAUCUGUUACCUUCACUGCAGAGAAACAACAAACACUAGAAAAUACAAUCAAAGGGAUGGAUUCUUCACACUCACUGCCUCCAGUGUUCAGCAGUCAACAUGGCAGAGACAAAAGGUGUGCUUCUCCCACUUCGGAGCAUUCAACAGAAUCUAGUUCACUUCCUAGUGCCACUGAGAACCAAAGUUUUUCUACAAAAAAUACAGGAUUUACAAACAACGUUGCAACCCCGACAUUGCAACCUGUCAGUGAAAAACGGAGAGACUCUUCACCAGAUACUGGUAUGAUUUUAGGUCGGAGUGAAGCAUGCAAACCUGAUGUUCCUCAGCCUGCUCCUCAGACUGUACGAAAGUUUGAUACCAAGGGUUCCCCAAGUAGUGAGACACAAGGGUCAGUAUCUGUUCCCACCAUUCCGUUGGAUAGCAAAAGCUCUCCAUCCAAGGAGGUGAAAGUUGAGGAAUAUUCAAAGCCAGACUCUUCAACAUCUGUCUCAGUCACUGAAAGCAGUACUGGCCUGCUGAAGGGAUCAGACAGUGUGUCCCCCAUGCCCUCAGCCACCCCACAGGAGCUGGCCUCCGGCGCUAGACGCAAAAUCUUAAUCCCGAAACCCAAAGGAGAGGACCCUGAAGCUGUUGCUUCACCCACUGACACCCAGAGCCCCCAGAGAGAGGAGGUCCUCCGGAUGAGCUCCAGGCUAUCCCCAGAGUCCUCCUCUCCCAUGUCCCCUGGUCUGUCCCGCAGGUCGCCCCUGCUGCAGCCCCCCAAUGGCCAGCGCACCCCUCCAACAGAGAGACGCUCCCCACUGCUCAGUAGGAGGAAGCUGGCUCCAACACCAGAGACCCUCAAACAGAGCCAGGAACCUGCCCUGGAGACAACCGACACUACCAAGACUGAGGAGAAACCAGCUGAGAAGGACAAGCAUAACCCAUUCAAAGCUCCUCAGGUCAUCAGGAAGAUUAGAGGAGAGCCCUUCUCAGAUGCGGCAGGACAUCUGAAACUGUGGUGCCAGUUCUUCAACGUUCUUAGUGACUCCACAAUUAAGUGGAUCAGGGAUGAGGUGGAGAUCGCUGAGGUUAAAAGAAGUGCAGGAGAUGAGACUCAGGUAGCGUUGGCUAUUGUCCAGACAUCCAGCAGAGACUGUGGAGUUUAUGGCUGCACCAUAACUAAUGAAUACGGGACAGACACAACAGACUUCCUACUGAGUGUUGACAUACUCUCUGGCAUGUUUCUGCGUGAGGAUCAAGAAGUGGGAGAGGAGAUAGAGAUGAGUCCACUACUGUUCACCAAGGGCCUGGCUGACUCUGGCGUCUGGGGAAGUAAGUUCUUUGGGCGUAUCAUGAUGGAGGAGGCCCAUAUAGGAGAGGGCUGCUCCCACAAGGCCUGCAGAGUGAAGGUCAUCUAUGGGCUGGAGCCAGUGUUUGAGUCUGGGACCACAUGUUACAUCAAGGUGAAGAGCCCCAUCGCCUACUACGGAGCCAAGGAGGAGAGCAACCUCGUCGAGAGGAACCUGGCAAUCACUCAACAGGAAUGUAGAAUUCAGAACAUCGCUCGUGAAUACUGCAAGAUCUUUGCUGCGGAAUGUAGGGUGAUAGGAACCUUUGGAGAAGCGCUGGAAGUGAUCCCAGUCCACCUUAUGUAUCGGCCUGCCAACAGCAUUCCCCAUGCUACAGUGGAGUCUGACCUGAAGGGGGUCUAUCUGAGGUACUGUCUGAUGGACGCUACAGGCCGGCUGGUCAUGAGAACUGGCUCAGAGGCGGCACUGAAGUGUUGUGCUCUGCAGCACUGGAUCCUCCAGUGGACCAAUGGAAACCUGCUGCUCACUCGGAUGGAAGGUGUUGACUUCAAGAUCACAAAUGUUGGAAUUUCCAUCAAAUCGAAAGGGUACCAAAGUCUCACGAUCACAGAGAACCCCAAUGUGUUUGAGCAGUUUGUCUCUCAGCACCAGUGUAACUCCUACUGCGGCCUCCUCAGCCUGAGGUCCCUGAAGACACAGGACUCCCUGCAGACCCCAGCCAAACCCAAGGGCUCCAGGAGCCCCCUGCUCCACCGCAAGAUGGGCGGCUCCUCCAGUCCCCAGCCCUCCAGGAAGGCCACAGGAAGCCCCCGGCUGAUCAGAAAGCCAGCACAGCCAGAGGACAGCAAAGCUACCGCCAAGCACAAGGCCAUUGAUGUCCCCAAUGUUGUCCGAAGUUAGAAUGGCUUCAUCGGCCGUAGAAAGCAAGCAACUGCUUUUCUCAAUAAAGACAAUAAAUACUGAACCAGAUAUGGAAUUACUGCCAGACUUGUCCUCCCACCUACAGAGCUUUCGGGGAGCUGGGAGCCGGUCUGGGAUGAAAGGCUGGUGACCCUUCCUCCAAGCUGUGACAGACAGACAGACAGACAGACAGACAGACAGACAGACAGACAGACAGACAGACAGACAGACAGACAGACAGACAGACAGACAGACAGACAGACAGACAGACAGACAGACAGACAGACAGACAGACAGACAGACAGACAGACAGACAGACACAGAGCCCUGGGUCCCAAAAGAAAGAUGAGAUCAGAAGGAGAAAGAGAAGGCCAGGUGAAGGAAGAACUUGAAUGUUUCCAGAAAUGACAGAGGCUUCAUCCACAUCUUUUAAUGAAUUCUGUGUUAAAAUAAACAAUGAAAUGCCACCUCAGUUUUAAUGGGCAUGUCGCCUCUGUUGCCAGAAUCGGAGACAAUGAAAUGAAUGACUACACUAGUAUGUCCUUCAAAUUAUUAAAUUACACAUUAAUUUCACUAAUGAAUACAUUCUUCAUUUAUUAAGUAGAUCACAUAAAAUUUUAUGCUAAAGCUUUCACAUUAUACAGGGUAGACUACCUGGAUUCCUAUUGCAUAUUAGUAAUAAUUCGGAGUAGUAAUUCACAAGGUUAGCACGCCAGCUCGAUUCAGGUCCCAACAACAUGAACAUCUAGGGAAAAUACAUUUAAAGGGAUUGUUGAGGAGUUAAAGGUUAUCUUCAAUGGUGCACUGUGCUCACGAUAAUAGUUCUGUUAAGAAAACUAUGCCCUAAGAAUGUACCGUAUAUUGUAUUCCAUGACACUGUGAAUAAAUACGUGGUGCUUUUUAUACUGUAAAUGUGCCUACGUUUUCAUGUUGCAGUGUAUGACAUUCAUAGAAAAUGCUCACUGGAUGCAAUGGCUGUAAAUUAAAAUGAAAUAUAUUGAAA